AUGCAAAAUGCUGAACAAAUAAGCAGUAAAGAAAAAGAAAGUGUGAAAAAGUUGCUGGAAUGGCGAGAUCGAAAUUGGUAUGGAAUGUCACAGAUCCUUCCAUAUUUAUAUGUGGGUGGUUUACGUGAUGCGAAUGACGUAGAACAACUACGAGAGAAAAAAAUCGAUUAUAUGAUAUCAAUACAUGAAUUAAGCGGACAUAUUGGUGGCACUUUAAAGGAUUUAAAUAUUUUACGCAUACAUAUGGCGGAUGUGCCGGAAGCAAAUAUUAGCGAACACUUUGCGGAAACUACUGCAUUUAUUCAUCAUGCUCGCUUAUCGAAAAAAUCAGUACUUGUUCACUGCAUUGCUGGAGUAAGCCGUAGUGUGUGUAUUGUUGCAGCUUAUCUUAUUGCUGCUUGCGAUAUGAGUUAUGCUGCUGCUUUGGCAUAUAUCGUCAGUAAACGACCCUGUGCUAAUCCAAAUUUCGGAUUCCGUAUGCAACUUGCAAAAUACGCAAGAAAAAUGAGUCCGUCAGAAGAAAUAACGAUGAGGAGCCAGUUUGGUAGUGAAGCAUUUGAUGAAUUGAAGGCAAGUGAUAAAAAAAUACUGUUAUUGGAUUAUCCUGAAACUCCAGAUGAAUUCGUUGUAUGCAAGAAAUCUCCUUCCUCUACUACCUCUAUAAAAGAGAAAUCAAUGCACUAUCGUAUGGAAAUGUUAUUUGCUGAUGCUGCUAAAAAAUCCGUUGUGCUGAGUCAGUGGAAAUUACUUAUAGCUCAUUUGGAUGAUCUUUAUUGCCAGUCCAGUAUUUUUAAUUGA
Molecule: messenger RNA, 798 nt
Organism: Acanthocheilonema viteae
Lineage: Eukaryota; Metazoa; Nematoda; Chromadorea; Rhabditida; Onchocercidae
Source: the annotation of a GenBank genome assembly